AUGAAGAUGUCGAUGCGUACCUUCCUGUUUCUUUCACUCCUCACUGCUGUCGCCUUUACAACUGAGGCUUCAGUGGUGGACUUCUGCGUCGCGGACCCAAGUUUGCCUAAUGGACCAGCAGGUUUCUCUUGCAAAAAUCCGUCUCAAGUGGUUGCCAAGGAUUUCUUUUACUCCUUGGCUGCUAAAGGCAACACUGACAACGUCUUCCGGUCAAUGGUGACCCCUGCUUUUGCUCCCGUUUUUGCUGGUGUGAACGGUCUGGGAAUCUCCUUUGCCCGGGUGGAUAUAGAGGUGCGCGGUGUAGUACCAUUUCACACUCACCCUGGAGCCUCAGAGAUCAUUCUUGUGACACAAGGAAUUAUCAAAGUCGGCUUCGUGGCUUCUAGCGACAAUCGAGUCUAUAUCCAAACUCUCAGGAAUGGUGAUAUCUUUGUUUUUCCACAGGGAUUGCUGCAUUUCCAAAUCAACAUUGGUAAGAUACCUGCAGUGGUUUAUGCAAGCUUUGGCAGCGACAACCCGCGUAUCCAGAUAGUAGACUCGGCCUGGUUCCAGAAUGAUUUGCCGACUCCAAUUGUGGCCAACACCACAUUGCUUGCUAUCAGAGAAGUCAAGAGGCUUAAGAAGUUGUUUGGUGGAACUAAUUAA
This is a messenger RNA of Oldenlandia corymbosa var. corymbosa, 645 nucleotides long. The record is from the annotation of a GenBank genome assembly. NCBI's taxonomy places the organism in Eukaryota, Viridiplantae, Streptophyta, Magnoliopsida, Gentianales, Rubiaceae.